GCGGCAGGUGUCCCUGUGGAAGGAGCAAGGACAAGGAUUUCAGCAGCACCUGGGGCAGUGGCUACAUGAUGUCGCUUCUCAGGACUCGAGGACCAACCAUCCUACACCUCUGCAACGGAGAAGGCAGAAAUGGAGAAACAAGCGCAAUCACUUCUAUUCUGUCGUUAACCACUCUGUAGACAUGUGUCCCCACCAGAAGGCGUGAACUCCACCAAAGGGGGACAUUUUGGGGGGCCCCCAGACCACUAGCACCUUUGACUGUCCCCCUAGAGAAAAGGCAGAGCCAUGGCAUCUUAUAGCUGCUGUUUGGCCCUCUUGGCUCUUGCCUGUCACUCCUCUGCCUACGGGCCUGACCAGCGAGCCCAAAAGAAGGGGGACAUCAUUCUUGGGGGUCUCUUUCCUAUCCAUUUUGGAGUAGCAGCCAAAGAUCAAGAUCUGAAGUCAAGGCCAGAGUCCGUGGAGUGCAUCAGGUACAACUUCCGUGGAUUUCGAUGGUUACAAGCCAUGAUAUUUGCCAUCGAGGAGAUAAACAGCAGCCCCACCCUUCUUCCCAACAUGACACUGGGAUACAGGAUAUUUGACACCUGUAACACUGUCUCCAAGGCCUUGGAGGCCACCUUGAGUUUUGUUGCCCAGAACAAAAUCGAUUCCUUGAACCUGGAUGAGUUCUGCAACUGCUCAGAGCACAUCCCUUCCACUAUCGCAGUGGUGGGAGCAACUGGCUCGGGCGUCUCCACGGCCGUGGCCAACCUGCUUGGGCUCUUCUACAUCCCACAGGUGAGUUAUGCCUCCUCCAGCAGGCUUCUCAGCAAUAAGAAUCAAUACAAAUCCUUCCUCCGCACCAUCCCCAACGAUGAGCACCAGGCCACCGCCAUGGCCGACAUCAUCGAGUACUUCCGCUGGAACUGGGUGGGCACGAUCGCAGCCGAUGACGACUACGGACGGCCAGGCAUUGAGAAGUUCCGGGAGGAAGCCGAGGAGAGGGACAUCUGCAUCGACUUCAGCGAGCUCAUCUCCCAGUACUCGGAUGAGAAGGAGAUCCAGCAGGUGGUGGAAGUGAUCCAGAACUCCACAGCCAAGGUCAUCGUCGUUUUCUCCAGCGGCCCCGACCUGGAGCCCCUCAUCAAGGAGAUUGUGCGGCGCAACAUCACAGGCAGGAUCUGGUUGGCCAGCGAGGCCUGGGCCAGCUCCUCCUUGAUUGCUAUGCCUGAAUACUUCCACGUGGUUGGGGGCACCAUUGGGUUCGGUCUGAAGGCUGGGCAGAUCCCAGGCUUCCGAGAAUUCCUGCAGAAAGUCCAUCCCAGGAAGUCGGUCCACAACGGGUUUGCCAAAGAGUUUUGGGAAGAGACGUUUAAUUGCCACCUGCAAGAAGGCGCCAAAGGGCCUUUGCCUGUGGACACCUUCCUAAGAAGUCACGAGGAAGGUGGCAGCAGGUUAAGCAAUAGCUCCACUGCCUUCCGACCCCUCUGCACAGGGGAUGAGAACAUCAGCAGUGUGGAGACACCUUACAUGGAUUAUGAACAUCUACGGAUCUCCUACAAUGUGUACUUAGCCGUCUACUCCAUUGCCCAUGCCCUGCAAGACAUAUACACCUGCUUACCUGGACGAGGGCUCUUCACCAAUGGGUCCUGUGCAGACAUCAAGAAGGUUGAGGCCUGGCAGGUCCUCAAGCACCUGCGGCACCUAAACUUUACCAACAACAUGGGGGAGCAGGUGACAUUCGAUGAGUGUGGUGACCUGGUGGGGAACUAUUCCAUCAUCAACUGGCACCUCUCCCCAGAGGACGGCUCCAUUGUGUUCAAGGAAGUUGGGCAUUACAACGCAUACGCCAAGAAGGGAGAGAGACUCUUCAUCAAUGAGGAGAAGAUCUUGUGGAGUGGCUUCUCCAGGGAGGUGCCCUUCUCCAACUGCAGCCGGGACUGUCUGGCAGGGACCAGGAAGGGGAUCAUUGAGGGGGAGCCCACCUGCUGCUUUGAGUGUGUGGAGUGUCCCGAUGGGGAGUACAGCGAUGAGACAGAUGCGAGCGCCUGUGACAAGUGCCCGGAUGACUUCUGGUCCAAUGAGAACCACACUUCCUGCAUUGCCAAGGAGAUUGAGUUUCUGGCGUGGACCGAGCCCUUCGGAAUCGCUCUCACUCUUUUUGCAGUGCUGGGCAUCUUCCUGACCGCCUUUGUGCUGGGCGUCUUCAUCAAGUUCCGAAACACGCCCAUCGUCAAGGCCACCAACCGCGAGCUGUCCUACCUCUUGCUCUUCUCGCUGCUCUGCUGCUUCUCCAGCUCCCUGUUCUUCAUCGGGGAGCCCCAGGACUGGACGUGCCGCCUGCGCCAGCCUGCCUUCGGCAUCAGCUUUGUGCUCUGUAUCUCGUGCAUCUUGGUGAAGACCAACCGCGUCCUCCUGGUCUUUGAGGCCAAGAUACCCACCAGCUUUCACCGGAAGUGGUGGGGGCUCAACCUGCAGUUCCUGCUAGUUUUCCUCUGCACCUUCAUGCAGAUCGUCAUCUGCGUGAUCUGGCUCUACACGGCGCCCCCCUCCAGCUACCGCAACCAUGAGCUGGAGGACGAAAUCAUCUUCAUCACGUGCCACGAGGGCUCACUCAUGGCACUCGGCUCUCUCAUCGGCUACACCUGCCUGCUGGCUGCCAUCUGCUUUUUCUUUGCCUUCAAGUCCCGGAAGCUGCCAGAGAAUUUCAACGAAGCCAAGUUCAUUACCUUCAGCAUGCUCAUCUUCUUCAUUGUCUGGAUCUCCUUCAUUCCCGCCUACGCCAGCACCUACGGCAAGUUUGUCUCCGCCGUGGAGGUGAUCGCCAUCCUGGCAGCCAGCUUUGGCUUGCUGGCCUGCAUCUUCUUCAACAAGGUCUACAUCAUCCUCUUCAAGCCUUCCCGGAACACCAUCGAGGAGGUGCGCUGCAGCACCGCGGCGCAUGCUUUCAAAGUGGCUGCCCGUGCCACGCUACGUCGCAGCAACGCCUCCCGGAAGCGGUCCAGCAGCCUAGGAGGCUCCACCGGUUCCAUUCCCUCCUCCAUCAGUAGCAAAAGCAACAGUGAAGACCCGUUCCCACAGCUGGAGCGGCAGAAGCAACAGCAGAGGUUGGCCCUGACCCAGCAAGAACAGCAGCAGCAGCAGCAGCAGCAGAAGCAGCAGCAGCAGAAGCAGCAGCAGCAGCCGCUGACUCUACAGAAACAGCAGCAGCCACAGCAGCCGAGAUGCAAACAAAAGGUCAUCUUCGGCAGUGGCACAGUCACCUUCUCUCUGAGCUUUGACGAGCCUCAAAAGAGCGCUAUGGCCCACAGAAACUCCACGCGGCACAACUCCCUGGAGGCCCAGAAGAGCAAUGACACCUUGAGCAGACACCAGGCUCUGCUCCCACUGCAGUGUGCAGACACGGACUCAGAAAUGACUAUGCAGGAAACGGGUCUGCAAGGGCCCAUGGUGGGGGACCACCAGCCGGAAAUGGAAAGUACAGAAGAAAUGUCCCCAGCCCUGGUCAUGUCCACGUCUCGGAGCUUUGUCAUUAGCGGUGGAGGUAGCUCCGUCACGGAAAACAUACUGCACUCCUAAUGGAGGGAAAGAUUGUCGAGUCGACAGCUUUUCUUAGACGCCCAGGAAUAAGAACGAGUUUUUCCUUUCCUCCCAGGAAGCCAAGAUGAUAGGUACAUCAAAUACCUGUACUCGGGAUGCACUGCUUUAAAUGAAAUUGGCUGACUAACGUGCUCUUUAAAGUUAAAAGAAGAGCCGUGUUUCGGGGUUUGUUUUCCAGAGCUCAGUAUCACACCCGAGUUUAUUGAAGUCUCUUCUUUGCUCUAUCCACCAGCAGCUCAGGUGAAAUCAAGGCUCUAAGCUACCCACCUGCUCCCUCCUUUAAGAAUGCAUACAUAGAUCCAGAAAUGCCUGCCCUGAGAUUUAAUGGACAGCAUGGUCUGAAUCACAGUCCAGAGACAGACCAAUGGGACAUCAGAUCUGUCACUACCAGAGUUGAGUCUGAAAGCCAGACAGUCACGGGGGCUGUCUAAUGCAUUGACAGUGGACAGGACUUUACAUGUUCAAGACAUCAUGGGGAUGUGUCCUCUCUUAUUUAUGGAGACCUUAAGAAGUGUGGUCUUUUUAUCCUCCCUGCUGCUGCUAUUGUGUGACAUCUAGCGAGCCUGCGUCUUUCCUGUGGCACCAUGUCCGGGUGCGUCCAGGACCUGAUGGCAAUGCCAUGCUUAGAUCUCGGGAUCGUAAGCUCACCUCCAAGCCCUGGGAAAGGACUGAUUAAUCCAAUGAGCUGUCUCUGUAAUUAGUAUUGCUGUGCAUAGCUUGACCCUUAAGAAAACGCUCUGUUGCUGAAGUCUUGCAGUCUGGAGUCUCCAAGGCAGUAUUAUCGAAUUCUGUUGUCCUUUCCCAUCCCUGCACCCUCACUCAGAGGAACAGAGCACAUGUGGUCCCUUUCAAGACCCCGUGGUUCCUGAAACUCCCCUCCUACCCUGCCCUAAAGGCUUUGCGAAGCCAGAUCCAGACCUGGCUCUGUGGAGAAUAAGCUCCCAGAGGCAAGUGUGGCUCCCAGAGAAGGCCAUGGUUCCCUCAGCAGUGAGAUUAAAGGUGCUCACAGGUCACCUAACUGCUAGGAACUCAAACUUGGGGCCACAGUGAUCAAGGUUCAGGCUCUGGCUUGGUCACUGGCAGGACGAGCGGUGGUAGGCAAGGAACCACAACUUCCGAAGGCUUCUUUGAGUCUACAGUAGGGUGUUACAGUUUUCUUCCUAUGGAACUCUCAUAUGGGGUGAGAGCAUGUAGCAACAUAUUUUAGCAUGGUGCCUGAUACCUAAU
Molecule: messenger RNA, 4806 nt
Organism: Microtus ochrogaster (prairie vole)
Lineage: Eukaryota; Metazoa; Chordata; Mammalia; Rodentia; Cricetidae
Gene: Casr
Product: calcium sensing receptor
Biological process (GO): intracellular calcium ion homeostasis; detection of calcium ion; G protein-coupled receptor signaling pathway
Cellular component (GO): plasma membrane
Molecular function (GO): G protein-coupled receptor activity; calcium ion binding
Source: RefSeq, a predicted model, not a curated record